GGCGGGCUUGAGCGGGGCAGUAAGCGGCGAGGGCACGAAUCGAGCUGACCGCCGUCGCCUCCUGCCUGUUUACAGAGAGGAUGGCACGCUGGUUUCGCUGACCCAGGAAAAGCGCUGUCGGCAGUCGGUACCAUGGAGGCUGGCCCAGACGGUUACUAUGCUGGUGUAAACAUCGGAGGGAUGUCUUUUGAUAUGUUUAAUAAUGGGGUCUCAAAUUCAGACUUGUACUUCUCAAAUUAUAAGCAGGUAAAGCAAGCAGGAGAUAACACAGAGCCAUGCCAGAUCUACACAUCUACCUUUGCUUCAGAUCAUUUCUCAGGCGCUUGUACUUCUUGGUCAACACAUGAAGAAGAAUCUCCCGAAUAUGCGUGUUUACAAAGCACUGUGAAGGACAGGGGUCUUGUGGAGGGAAACGAGGGUGACAGUGAAGCUGAUCUCUAUGGUUUGGUGUCGGACAUAUUAGAAGAGCCUGACAAAACGGAGUCCAUUUUUCCUGAGGGGACUGCCGCCUCCAGUUUAAAAUCAAUAUGGUCUUCAAACCUAAAGAGAGAGGUCUAUCAGCAAAUGUUUCAUUCCGACCACAACAAAACUUCUCUGCACGGCUCCUACCUGCAGCCCUCGGUGUGCCCGGAUGCGUACAACCGGAGUCGGAGACAGUACUUCAAUGACGAGUCUGCAGCGGCCCAGCUGAAGGCAGAAGAGCUCUACCAGAGGUUUGGCGCCUUUGAUGUCAACGAUUACUGGCUUUGCCCCAAUGGGAACAGCAGCUACUACCCUUUUAAGGACCUGGAGAUGUCUGCCGUUCAGUCUGCGGAUGCCUCCUAUGCGGACAGCGUUUUCACUCCACCUCAGAUCAAGCCGCUGCCUGCUGCAAUGAGAGGCUUACAGGGACCCAGCAUGUCCAGCUACGCGAUGGAAGGCUUGUUUGAUUGUGCCGACGCACAGCCUGUUGACUCCACCGAGGCAAUCUCAGGUGGCUUCAUGCCCCCCAAACUUAACAAUGCCUAUUGUGCUCCCUACCCAGACUUUUAUCAGUACAAUAGAAUGAAUGACAAUUUCAUGCAAUUCCCCAUGCAAGAAGGAAAAGCGAUAACAAGUAACCUGCCGCCGGCACUGCACAUGCAGCUCGACGCCAACAAAGGGUUUCAAGAGAAGCAGGAGCUGAGCAAACAAUACGAAGAGCACUUGAGUGAUCAGCAGAACUUGAAAUACGUCCGGGCAACUGCUGCCGACAUUCAGAAGAAGCUGUUCAAGAAGGAGAUGAUGCUAAGCGGGGAUUUUAAUGUGAGAAACAUUCCUGACUGUCAGAUCAAGGCACCACACCUAGUAGGCGACUACGGGAAGAAGCAAUUAGCAGCACUCGGUGCCCAGCACGCCGAUCACCUGAAAGCCCCGACGAGCGCCUCGUGCUCUGUAUAUUCAGAUAGCCUGUUUCAGAAUGCCACCGCCUGGUCAAACGUGCCCAAGUCGUCACUUUAUCAGACUCCCGGGAAGCAGUUUGAGGGCAGCCACCCAGAGGGGCACAGCCAGGCGCCCGGCAUGUCAAAGAUGAUGGCACACCCAGUGCCAGAGUUUGCAGCACCCGUUCAGCAGACUGGCAGGAGUUCCUUGUACUUCACCGAGUCCGGCUCAGACGACAGCUCCAGGUUUUACUGUCCAGAAUUUGUUUAUAAAAGCCCACACCAAAACCCCCCGAAAGUGGGGGAGGCAAAGAGCAAAGCGGCAGAAGGAAGCGAAUACGAGAUUUCAGCCGAUAAAAGGUCCAAGCCCGAAAGUCUCGUCUGUGAGGCUCUCUGCGCUCCGCACUUUGGGCCCAGCGAUAUCAACGAGAAGCAGAACCGUCAAAAGAAAAACGCCAGUAACAGUAAGAAGGUUAGAGACUUGCUGCAGCAUCCCUACCUGGAGCUGUGCCACGGCUCAAAAAGAGGAGGCGGCAUGCCCGCUCAAGCAAAACUACUAUGCCCCAGGUAUGCGGGCACAUCAGGGAACGCUCGGAGCUCAAACAGCCUGCCGGCCACCUCGGGUUUGCCCGUGGACCUCUUUGAACUCCUGCCAAGUGAUGAACUGCACCCUUUACACCCGUAUUUUACCGAUUUACUUUGUGGCGAUGUACCCCUGGCAUUGCCUCCGUCUCUUCAGAUUCCCAGGCUGCUGAAGAGCCGGAGCGCCGGACCUGCUAAUGAGCUUCACACCCAACUGGAGGAGUGCUACGAGCAAUGGAGACUGCUGGAGAAAGAACGAAAGAAGGCUGAGAUUAUUCUGGCCAAGAUCCAUCCUGGCAAGAGAAUUGCAAGUGGCAACAGCAACUCCACCCCGAGACUGCCCCCUAACCCCUCCAGAGUGGACCACCUCAUUGUUGAACAGCUACGUGGCCAUGCCAAGAUUUUAAACUUGCUUGGGAAAAUGGAGCAUCUGCGCUGCUUUUCUCUUCACUCGAAGAUCUACAUGGCACUUGAUCAGUACUUGAAGUCCAUCUACAUCACACAAGCACGGCGGAAAGACGAAAUAAUCAACAUUUCCAGUCGUCAGUGCCAAGCGGCAUCGAGAUAUCAAGAAGAUCGAGAUAUCCUGGUCCUGGCUGCAGCCGUGAAGGAGAUGAGCGUCGCGACCAGGAAGGCUCGGACCGUGCUGUGGUGUGCCCUGCAGAUGACCCUCCCGAAGGGGGCCGCGGCUGCCGGCGAGGGACAGGAGGACCCGCCCAGAGUGUUAGCGGACUUGGGAGGCUUCAAGGAGGAAAGUGUCGAGUAUAAGAGCGCCCAGCAUGAGGGCAGUCCGAGUGUGUGA
Messenger RNA from Erpetoichthys calabaricus (reedfish), 2784 nucleotides. It is a transcript of the gene meioc, whose product is annotated as minamoto. Bases 133 to 2784 code for a protein of 883 amino acids. Gene Ontology annotation, biological process: meiotic cell cycle; male meiosis I; female meiosis I. The record is from RefSeq and is a predicted model, not a curated record. Gene Ontology annotation, cellular component: cytoplasm; nucleus. The transcript has 8 exons. NCBI's taxonomy places the organism in Eukaryota, Metazoa, Chordata, Cladistia, Polypteriformes, Polypteridae.